GUAGGUAGGCAAUUAGGUAAUUCGCCCUCAUUCUACCUACAAUAUUUUCUCACCUCUCCUCCUCCUGUAGCUUAGGGCCUACACAUGGCGUAGCACACAGCAACACUCCGGCGUGCGUGGGUUGCUCCCUGGCCCCCUGUUCGGAUAUACUGUUCCCAGCACCCUCGGCCUUUACCCGUCGGUGUUGAACCACGACCUCCCCAGGCGCGAGAUUCGAGAUGGGAAUCGGGGCCCGUCCCCUUUGGCUGCUUGCUAGCGAUAUUCACUUCAAGCCCUUUGACCUCGACCGCGUCGUUCGUGCGGCGAACUGGAUCACCUCCAUUCCCGACACCUAUAACGUCUGCCGCGCCAUCAUCUGUGGCGACCUUCUCACCGCACGCACCUCGCAGCCGACCCACGUACUCUCAGAGUGCUACCGUUUCUUAAACAAGCUAGUCGAGGCGGUGCCGCACGUGAAUAUCAUCCUAGGUAACCACGACUUAGCCUAUCGCCACGACUACACGACUUCAGCCUUGGAAGCCCUUGCCAUCAGCCGGCUCGCUCCCUUUGUGACCCUCCAUGCCGAGGUGGGCUGCCACGAGUGGGAUGGGAGGCGGGUGUUUGUGAUGCCGUUUCGCGAGGACCAAGGUCAGAUUGUCAGAGCCAUACAGGAACUAGAUCCUAAGAGCGCGGCCGCAACGGUUGGGCUUGGCCAUCUUGCCAUAAACCGAGCCAUAACCCAGAAGCACGUCGUAAACCCCGAGACGGGAGAGGCCGGCCUGCCUUCGAGGUACCCCGGUCUCACUGGCGUCAGAUACUUCGCGCCACUGGCGAGAACCUUUACGGGACACUUUCACAAUCAUCAAUUGAUCCUUCAAAGCCCAGAGCAACCUUCAUCCCUCCGCGGGAGCAUUACAUACAUCGGGGCCCCUCUGCAGCUUACUUGGGGAGACCUAUUCGAUACACAGAAAGGGGUUAUUUUACUGGACCCCGAAACUCUGGAGGAUGCGCUUGUCACGAACCCAUAUGCCGAGGGUUACGUGGCUGUCGCGGGACAGGAUGUGCUCACGGGCCAAGUACCUGCGGAGCAGGUCAAUGAUAAGCAUGUCAUGAUCACGGGGAGAUUAUCAGGAUACAAAUACAUCUCUGCUAAAGAACGUCUGGUCAAAUUAGGAGUCCGUAGCGUACGAGAUUGGAAACCGUUUGAACCGGAAUGGAAAUUAGAGCCCAGGGGUCUCGGGAAAACCAUGCUUCCUGUCGAUAUCCAGACUCAACCGGAUGGAAAUCGAGAGACGGUCAGACCGGUCGAUAUCACCGAACAUCCAGCCGUUGCUUUACCCAGUUCGGUGGCCGCGAAGAUAGAGCGCGAAUCAGUCGACCUAGGUACAGUCGUCCAGGAAUAUGUCUCCUCCCUAGAGCUCGGGUCUAUCCUUGAGAGUAGGCGGGAAAUAUUGACCCUCGUGGGAAAGAGGCUCGUAGAUGUUGGCAGUUCUGCCCACGACAAGACCAGCUGUACGAUCAAGUACAAAGACAUGCUCGACCCAUCCACGCCACUCGUAUCCAUCCACGCGAACGAUGCCCUACACGAAGCAGCCGCUCAAAACAUCUUCGCUUCGCACCCAACCUCGGUCGAAAUCACAAACUUCUUAGGAGUCCAGGGCACUCUCCGCCUAGAUUUUGGCCAUCAUUUUCGGCCCGGCAUGAACUUCAUCGUAGGACAUAAUGGAGCGGGAAAGAGUACCAUCAUCGAGGCGAUUGUGUGGUGCCAAUUUGGACAGUGCCUCCGUGACGGGCUCGGGGUGAAUGACGUCGUUAACGAUGUUGUUAAGAAGGACUGCAACGUCCGCCUAACAUUUUCGAACGGGUAUACCAUUUCACGAUCCCGAAACCAUAGCAAGCUUCGGAAUCAGACGAUUGUGGAAAAGGACGGCAUCAUCCAAUCGCAGUUUCAGGGUCACAACACGAAGAGCACUCAAGCAUCCAUCAACAUGUUGCUAGGCGUCGACUUUGAUACGUUUUCCAGAACUGUCCUACUAGGUAACGAAAGCACUCGAAGCUUUUUAAGCGCCUCACCGCUGCAGAAGAGGCAGUUGAUUGAGGCAACUUUGGGUUUAGGGAUUCUGGAUGGAUGUGCAGAGGCCUGCAACUCCAUGACAAAUCAAGUAGACGAGGAGCUCGUCGAUAAACAGUCCAGACUUAAAGAAAUAACGCAUACAAUUGUGCAUCUGAAGAGUCGAGUUAAGAAGAUGAGGCAAAAGCUGGGUCGCCUUAACGAUGGACUUACCUCUUUGGCUCGUGAUUUGCAACAAAAGGAAAAAAAUCAUAUUGCCUCUUUAACUGAUAGAGGGUCUAAGAUAAGACAGCGACAAAAAGACCUCGAGACUGAGCAGGCUUUGCCAGAUCUGGAGCCAAAACUCCUCGCUCUUCAAAAUGAGGUAUCUCAGGCACAGGGCAAAGUAGGGGAGCAAAGUGCCCUAGCGACACUGGCACACAUCCGUUUAUCUAUCGACCGGGAGGGUACCAACAUCAAGCAGGAAAUCAAGGCUACGAGUACGCGAUUGCACUAUCUCGACGAGCAACUUGAACGUCUCCUAAGAGACAACAACACAUUGGAGAUCCCACCCUCGACUACCAAAGAGGAGAAGGAGGAGGACCAAAGCAGAGAUGCAAGUAGCUGGCGAGGUUUCCUGCUGAAAACUAUACAUAUCUUUCAGAGUGUCUGGAUUUCAAUCCUUAACAUCAUUAACUACAGAGCAAAGAAGGAAUUCGACAGAGCGGUCGCCGAAGCUAAGCGACGAUGGGAUGAAUACAUAGGAGCCAUCGCCGUGCUCAAUAACCACGUCGUUGAAACGCAAAAAAAGGUCGCGGGCAUGGAGAACAGAAUAGGGAGCUUUCUCCGGGAUAUUGCCCAUAGGAAUUUCGCGAGUGAAAAUGAUGCUCGCACUGCUCUAAAAAGCCUGACAGUCCAGAGAGCGUCGAAUGUUCCCAGCCAGGUGACUGCUGCGAUUGGUGAGUUACAGACUCUGACAAAUCGGUAUAACCGUCUACAACGCGAAUGUGAGAGUCGAAGGCAGAGAUUGCUUCGAAAACAACACGAUCUUGAGGAAGAGGAGAAAAGCUUGGACGUGGAAAGGAUGAAUUGGGAAGCGUCCUUGGACAGAUAUCAUCUCAUGAUCACUAGCAACGAGAAGGAAAUUUCCACCUGCAGAUGGCAUGUCGAAUUGGAUGCCGAGCCCCUCAAAAGCCUCAGCCACCAGGCAGCCGUCCUAAACCAAGAAGUCGAGAGCAUACACUCUCGCCGGGAGAUCUUCACCUUCUGGCAGUCUGCCUUCACGCGCCGCCAGGUUACGGCUUCCAAGGCGACAUUCCGUCGAUAUGUGAUGCAACGUCAUCUUGGAGAGCUUAACAAGCUGCUGGGGCAAAUCCUCACGGUCAUGUAUCAGGACGCGCACAGCAUGGCGACUAGCACCAUCGGUGCCUUAUUUAAGGGAGAUGGCGAAUACGAUAAGGAGCUCGAUAAUACGAAGCCCGAACCUGCCUCGGUGCUGGACCCCUCGCUCUCGAUAGACCCGGCCCUCGAGUACGCUAAGAAGAGCAGCGGCGAGAGGAAACGCGUCGACCUCGCGCUCUUUUUCGCGUUAUUCAUGAUGGGACAAGCCAGGAGUGCACACGUGGCUAGGUACAUGCUUAUCGACGAAGUUUUCGACAGCCUGGACGCAUCUGGCCAAGCCUCGGUGCUCAAGUGGUGCCGCUGGAUGACGGAGAGGUUAGAAUACGUCUUUGUCAUCACUCAUAGCCAGGCCCUGAUCAAGCUCGCCGAAGAAGGGAGCGGCGCUGAAGGCGACGGGGCAAUUGUCUUAACUAUGAAAGCGGGCAUUAAAGGGACUGAGCUGGUAAUAGAUAGUUGAGAGCAAAGUCUUUUUUUGGUCUAAGGGGGAACAAAACAACGCCUAUCCACUUGUAUUAUAGCUAUGUCUACUAGAAAAUGCCCUCGUCGCGAGAGCUUUAUGCGCUAUUAUCGUCCCCGAGGAGUUAUACCCUUGACAUUGCCCAAUAGUAAGGUCGACGACA
Molecule: messenger RNA, 4050 nt
Organism: Durotheca rogersii
Lineage: Eukaryota; Fungi; Ascomycota; Sordariomycetes; Xylariales; Xylariaceae
Product: P-loop containing nucleoside triphosphate hydrolase protein
Exons: 1
Coding region: 219-3887 (1222 amino acids)
Biological process (GO): double-strand break repair
Molecular function (GO): ATP hydrolysis activity
Source: RefSeq, a predicted model, not a curated record